GAGCGGCCUUUACACAAGUCUUAAAUCCAAUCGAGAAUUAUGGCAAGCAAAGCUCUCAUCGCCCUGGCCGUGCUCCUGUGCGCCCACGCCGUCUUCGGCGUCACGAUCAUCAGCAAGUCGCAGUGGGGCGGUCGCGCACCCAAUGGCAAAUCCGCGCUCGCCAGCAAACUGAGCUACGCUGUGAUCCACCACACCGCUGGCAACUACUGCAGCACCCGCAGCGCCUGCGAGACAGAGCUGCGCAACAUCCAGAACUACCACAUGAACAGCCUGGGCUGGGCUGACAUCGGCUACAACUUCCUGAUCGGCGGCGAUGGCAACGUGUACGAGGGUCGCGGCUGGAACGUCAUGGGUGCCCAUGCCACCAGCUGGAACGCCAAGUCCAUUGGCAUCUCCUUCCUGGGCAACUACAACAACAACAAACUCACCUCGGCUCAGAUCGCAGCUGCCAAGGGCUUGCUAGCCGAUGCCGUUUCCCGCGGCCAGAUCAUUUCCGGCUACACGCUGUACGGCCAUCGCCAGGUGGGCUCUACCGAAUGCCCCGGCACCAACAUCUGGAACGAGAUUCGCACCUGGUCCAACUGGAGGGCCUAAAUGGACUUUUUCCAACGUAACUCAGGCUGUUAAAUAAAAACAUUUUUAAAAACAAAA
Molecule: messenger RNA, 651 nt
Organism: Drosophila hydei
Lineage: Eukaryota; Metazoa; Arthropoda; Insecta; Diptera; Drosophilidae
Gene: PGRP-SC2
Product: peptidoglycan-recognition protein SC2
Exons: 1
Coding region: 40-594 (184 amino acids)
Biological process (GO): peptidoglycan catabolic process; innate immune response
Molecular function (GO): peptidoglycan binding; N-acetylmuramoyl-L-alanine amidase activity; zinc ion binding
Source: RefSeq, a predicted model, not a curated record